AGCAGGUUCUCUUUCCACCGAGGGAAAAGUCAAGACACAACAAAGAUUUGGGCUAGCCUCGUAGAAUAUACCAAAAUGACAAAGGAGAAACAAGAGAUGGAGACAGAAACUGGAAGUGUUGAAGAGGAUGAGAUGAAUGAAAGGCCAAAGUGGGACAAUAAAGUUCAAUAUUUGUUAACCUGCAUAGGUUUUGCUGUGGGACUUGGUAAUGUGUGGAGAUUUCCAUAUUUGUGUCAGAUCUAUGGUGGAGGGGCGUUUCUGAUUCCUUAUGUCAUUGCCUUGGUGUUUGAGGGACUUCCUCUGUUGCACAUGGAGCUGGCCAUCGGACAACGGCUCCGCAUGGGAAGUGUUGGAGUGUGGAACUCAAUCUCCCCAUAUUUAGGAGGUUUAGGUGUGGCUUCCAUGGCAGUAUCCUUCCUAGUUGGUCUGUUCUACAACAUGAUCUUAGCCUGGAUCCUCUGGUACUUCUUCCACUCCUUUCAAAGUCCACUACCCUGGAGGGACUGCCCAAUAAACUUGAAUCAUACUGGCUAUGUAACCGAAUGUGAAAAGAGCUCACCGGUGAACUAUUUUUGGUAUCAUGAAACACUGAACAUAACACCAGACAUCGAGACCAGUGGGUCCUUACAGUGGUGGCUCGUGUUGUGUCUUGCAUCUGCUUGGUGCCUCGUGUACAUCUGCUUCAUACGUGGAAUUGAGACCAUAGGAAAAGCCAUUUACGUCACGGCCACUUUUCCAUAUCUUGUUCUGACGAUCUUCUUGGUCAGAGCCUUGACUCUGUCUGGGGCAAGUGAUGGCUUAAUAUAUCUCUUCACUCCAAAUUGGGAAACCCUGAAGAAUCCUAAAGUCUGGUUGGAUGCUGCUACUCAGAUCUUUUUCUCUUUGUCUUUGGCCUUUGGGGGACUUAUUGCUUUUUCCAGUUAUAAUGCUCAGAAGAAUAAUUGUGAGAGAGAUGCCCUAAUUGUUGGAUGUGUGAACAGUUUUACAUCGAUAUAUGCAUCAAUUCCUAUUUUUGCCAUUCUUGGAUUUAAAGCAAAUGAAAACUACAACGAUUGCCGAAAUUGGAACAUACUAAGACUGACAAAUGCAUUUAACAUUGGGGAUGAAAACAUAACUCUUGAAAACUAUGAUCACUGGUUAAACUAUCUCAAUGGAACUGAUCCAUCAGAGGUUGAAAGCCUCAGUCUAAAAACCUGCAAUCUUCAGACUUUCCUUGACCAGAGCGCUUCUGGAACUGGACUGGCCUUCAUUGUGUUCACUGAGGCGGUGAUAAGGAUGCCAGGAUCUCAGGUAUGGGCGGUGCUGUUCUUUGUAAUGCUGUUCAGCCUGGGCCUGUCCUCCAUGUUUGGAAAUCUAGAGGGGGUCCUCACUCCUCUGCUGGACCUGCACAUGGUUCCACCCUGGCUUCCUAAGGAGAUUUUCACAGGGUUAAUAUGUCUCAUCUCCUUUACUGUGGCUCUCAUCUUUACUCUGGGAUCUGGAAACUACUGGCUGGAGAUUUUCAACAGCUACGUGGGAUCCAUGCCUCUGCUCAUCAUAGCAUUCUUUGAGAUCAUCAGUGUGGUUUACAUCUAUGGAAUAAAUAGGUUUAAUGACGACAUUGAAUGGAUGACAGGUCGGAGGCCGAACAUCUACUGGCAGGCUACUUGGCGCUUCAUCAGCCCUUUCAUGCUACUCGUGGUUUUUGUUGCAUACGUUGUGAUUGAGGCAGAAAAACGACCAACAUAUAGCGCCUGGAACCCAGAUUACGUGAACUUCCCCCUCGCUGAUGUUCUGCACUAUCCUGAAUGGGUUUUUGUUAUCUGUGUGCUCCUAUCUGUCCUUCCUGUCGUGUCCAUUCCCCUUGUGGCUCUCUACAGAUUCAUCGGUUUCCUGAAGAAGUACAUCAUGGACAGGCACAAUCAAAACCCAUACGCAAUUGAAUUCUGUAAUGGAGAAUUUUAAAUGAAAUUGUUUUUGCUGUUCUAUUAGAUUAGUGGUCAGGACUACUCUGAGAUAUUUUGUCAUUGGAUAACUUCCUAUUGUACAUAUUUAUUUGGAAAGAAAAGGGUAAACAAAAACUGAUUAUUUUUAUUUUUUUCUAUCUUUGUAUAGUGUGGUAUUGUAAGCUUCUAAUUUCAUUACAGUUUAAAUUACAUUAUCACUACUAUAGUGUAUUAGCCGUAACAUCUGUAAUAUCAGUAUAUUUGCUAAAUGAAAACACAUUAAUUUUGUCUUAAUUUACACAAGUGUAUUUAUAUUGGGGAAGGAAAUGCAAACAGUCAGCCAGAUGAAAUCAAUGAAGGACAAUAUCCCUGAGAAAAAUAUUAGCUUAUUACCAAAGGCUGGAACAGAGAAUAUAAGAUCUGUGUUGAUAUUUGAUUAAAGGAAGACAACAGUUAA
Seriola aureovittata is the source of this 2382-nucleotide messenger RNA. Its product is annotated as sodium-dependent neutral amino acid transporter B(0)AT3-like. Bases 76 to 1944 code for a protein of 622 amino acids. Gene Ontology annotation, cellular component: plasma membrane. The record is from RefSeq and is a predicted model, not a curated record. The transcript is spliced from 12 exons. NCBI's taxonomy places the organism in Eukaryota, Metazoa, Chordata, Actinopteri, Carangiformes, Carangidae. Gene Ontology annotation, biological process: sodium ion transmembrane transport.